AUGGCGACCAGUGAGAGGAUCAAAUCUCAGGUUGUUCAGGACGUCAUUGAUUCUGGACCAAGGCGGCACACGCACGAUUCGCCAUGGAGACUGUCUCAGACCGUGCGGUGUUGGUUUUGUUGCGUACCAUCUGUCGUCCAUCUUGUCGAUUCUCACGAGAUCCUGUCACCUCGUCUGGCCAUUCUUCGCCUCCGCCCUCUGCGCCAAAAACCCAUCAAUAUUAUCAACUGCUACUCACCAACACCAGCAGCUGACGAAUCCGAAUUGGACGCAUUUUACGAGGAGCUGGAGGAAGUAAUCCGCAACGAGAAGUCCUUCUACAAAUUCGUUGUCGGAGACUUCAACGCAAAACUAGGAAAGGCUACAGAAGAGGAAUACAGGAUCGGAAGAUUUGGACUAGGGGAUCGGAAUGAAAAUGGCAAUCGUAUCGCCGGGCUUUUGUCCGCCGCUCGCCUCUUUCAUGGGAACUUUCUUUUCAUGAAGAAAGGCCAUCGUCGGUGGACAUAG
This is a messenger RNA of Necator americanus (New World hookworm), 507 nucleotides long. RefSeq lists its product as uncharacterized. NCBI's taxonomy places the organism in Eukaryota, Metazoa, Nematoda, Chromadorea, Rhabditida, Ancylostomatidae. Gene Ontology annotation, biological process: chromatin remodeling. The transcript has 2 exons. The record is from RefSeq and is a predicted model, not a curated record. Bases 1 to 507 code for a protein of 168 amino acids. Gene Ontology annotation, cellular component: nucleus.